AUGAGGAAAACAUUAAAAAAAUUCAGAUCACACGAGAAACUCAUACCAGCCUUGAGGUCCUUUGAUCAGAAAGAAUCUAUAUUACAAGCUGCAAACAAGACUAUACUUUAAAGCUAGAAUUUCUAGCCUAGUAUAAUCGAUUAUCAAGAUAAGUCACAGAGCAAAAACGCGCAGAAGAUAAGAGUAACUAGAAACAUUUUGAAGACAUCAUUAGACGCUUAAUUUGCAAAAUUCAAAUAAGUUAGACUAUCUAGUCCUCAAAAUUUAUUUAACACCUAUGAGAACUAGCCCUAUUUACAUUCACAAACAGAUUAUGUUGAUUUGAGUAAUGAGUUUGGGAGAAAAACAGCUUCACCUGAGAGAAGAAGACAAGUUUUGCAAGAAGCGGUUUAAAAGAAAAUUAGACUCCAAACAAAGAGUCAAUUUUCAUAAAAUAAAAAAACAGCUAAAUAGAAACGUUAAAUUCAAACUCAAUUGGAGCAAUAAAGUUUUUAUUAAAAAAAUAGAUUGCUAGAACAGUCUUCCCUGUAAAUAAAACAGCAGAAGCAGUCAGUAAAUGGCCAAAAAUCUAACAAAGUCUUAAUGUCUUUCAUGCCAAACAUUUCAGAAGACUAUCAAGAUGAAAACCCAUAAGAUGACAGUGUCAAGAUAGCUUUAAUUUCUUAAGUGCCUAAAAUAGAGAAGAGAUAGUCAUUUGAAAAUGAAAGCAGGACAAGCAAUGCUUUCAAUAGAAAACUCUCGCAGUUCACCUAAAUCAAGCCAGUAACCCCUCAGAAAUCAAACAGGAAUUCUCCAACACCAGUAAACUACGAGAAGUAUCUAAACCCAGCUAUAUCUUCUCUAGCAUCAUAUAGAGUAGCCUAUAAGUCAAAAAGCGGAAAAAAUAAAGAUAUGAACCGAAAGCCUUCUUAACUCCACAUUCACAAGCCUAGAGCAAUGAUAGCACAGGACAUGGGCUUUCCUUAGUCUGCAAAAUAAACGAACAUUGUCAGUAGACACCAGAGUAUUGACAAAAUCUAGACUUCUGAUUUGAUGUCUGUCAGUCUCAAUCAUAAAAUUAUUGAUGUGUCUAGCGCCUCAAUAAGAUUUGGGUCUUAAUCACCCAGAAAUUUCUUCGACUCUGAGAGUAGAAAGAGCAAAAGGCGAGAGCUCAAUAAUCCUUCGAUUAUUUCUCAAGAUAAGUUGAGUAAGCGAUAUAAGAUUAAUCUAGACUCCCCAAUUGAAGAAAAUCCUACAAAAAUAUCAGAGUUUGACUUAAAACGUAAAUCUUUUGGAAUGUACUCUAUCAAAAGGAACAAGCAAUCAGUACUCUCUUAGAGGAGUAGAUCCCCAAUUAAUCAGUCAGAUAAAGAUUUGAGAGAUUGUGCAGAAAGGUCUGAACUUUAAAAAGAAUUCAACACUCACCUUAACUUUUUCCAAUAAAUGCAUACAAAUGUGAAGAUGUAGAAUAACAUUCUUCUAACCAGAGUAAAAGAUAACUAGACAGAUCUAGACCUACUUGAAGCUAUAAAUGCUUCAUUGAAGUGGAAAACUGAUAACAUUUAGAAGGAAAAUAAACUAACUGUAAAGAGUAUUUAGGAAAUAAAGCUAAAACUAGCGACUAUAAAAGACUAAUUAAAAAAAGCCUAAAGAGAGACAGACAAAGAACUGUACUCAUAGACACUUUAAAGAUAAAAAAUCAGGUCAUCUGUUCAAUAAAUUUAAAGAGAUUUACAAGAAAAGCAAGAAGAUUAUGAUGAUUUAUUAGCAGAGGACUAGGAUAGAAUAAAUAUUUUAGAUAAAGCUUGUGAUAAUCAGAAAAUACGAUUUGAAUUACUUAAGAGCACAAUUUAGCAUUAAAUUAUUCCAGUUGAUUUGGAAUCUGAGAAAAGCCAGGAUUCAGAAACUAAGAAAUCUACUAGUCAUAUUCAAAGCAAGAUCUCUAACGCAUCGUUAUCAAGGGACUCCUAAAUAUAGAUUAAAUAGCCCUUACAGUUUGUCAAGAUAGACCUCAGUGAUGAUUUAUAUGUUUAGCCCCAAGGGUAAGGUGGAAUUAUAGCUGAUAAAGAGAUAAAAUCAAAGAAAUUAAAAGAUAAAAGAAGUAGUUUUGCAGCAGUUAACAGUAGUGUCACAGGAAGUAAGUAUACCCUUAAGUCUAGCAAGUCAACAUUGUCUUCCUCGCUAACUGGCAAUAGCACUAAAAAGACCAUUUUUGACCAGAAGAGAUAAUCACAAUCUCAGAGAUCCUAAAAGCAAUUGAAUGUAUGA
Stylonychia lemnae is the source of this 2247-nucleotide messenger RNA. The record is from the annotation of a GenBank genome assembly. NCBI's taxonomy places the organism in Eukaryota, Ciliophora, Spirotrichea, Sporadotrichida, Oxytrichidae.